AUGCAAUGCUGUACUGUGCCACCCACACAGUACUGUAAGGUCCCGCGCGAUUGUCUUAUGCUUACAGUCAGUACUGUUGUGGGAAGGUACUGUAGUGUAGAAUUCGGGAAAAAAAAGGAAAUGCGGCGAUAUUAA
Molecule: messenger RNA, 135 nt
Organism: Chondrus crispus (carragheen)
Lineage: Eukaryota; Rhodophyta; Florideophyceae; Gigartinales; Gigartinaceae
Exons: 1
Coding region: 1-135 (44 amino acids)
Source: RefSeq, a predicted model, not a curated record